Molecule: messenger RNA, 3132 nt
Organism: Morchella sextelata
Lineage: Eukaryota; Fungi; Ascomycota; Pezizomycetes; Pezizales; Morchellaceae
Exons: 1
Coding region: 1-3132 (1043 amino acids)
Biological process (GO): endosome organization; retrograde transport, endosome to Golgi; receptor recycling
Cellular component (GO): trans-Golgi network; recycling endosome; early endosome
Molecular function (GO): protein binding
Source: RefSeq, a predicted model, not a curated record
AUGUUCCAGUCUCCAUCGAAGAAUACACAUUCAUCUGUCGCCCCUUCAUCGGCAGGUCCAAGUUCGAUUUCUACCGCCACAACAACCCCAAUUGCGGCUCAAACCUCGUCAACAUACACUCCUGACCCCCCUCGCCCGUCUUCACCCGCAGAUUCCCACAUCUCAUCCUCGGACAUCGAUGAGCCGCAUGAUCAGACAGAACCUUUAGCUGUCGAGAAAGUUGCAACGGGGAGUAAUACACCGACUGCUAGCACACCGGGAGGAAGAUUGAUUCCUGCAGCAAUUAAUACAGAAGAUAAACAAAUCUAUCCCCAGGGCGUGCGAAGUCCUGUUGUUGAAGACACUCUCAGUGAUAUUGAUGAAGCUAUAACCGAGAUCUCGAACUCAAGUCAGCGUCGAGCUAGCAGGAUUAGUAACAGGCGUCAUACAUCGAUGCAAUCAACUGUUCCUACUCGAGCUCUUUCUCCCGCGGAAGAGGUCAUCGAAGAUUCGUCAUCAGAAUAUUCAAGGCAAGACGAUAUAGAAUCAAACUCAAACUCAGAAUUCGAGGACGACGAGGAAGAGGAUGAGGCCGGCGAUCACGUAUAUCGAAACGAAGAUCUAACUAACUACGAAUACAUCUAUUCUGAGGUAGAAAUCAGAACUUGGACCCCUUACCAGGUUUCCCAAUAUCUUCAAAGCAGAAACAUCCCGUUGGCGACUUGUCAAAAGUUCGAGGAGGAGGAAGUUACUGGUGCAACGCUGUUGCAGCUAGAAAUGUCCCACUUAAAGGAGUUGGAGAUUGGUAGUUUUGGCAAAAGAUUUGAGGUAUGGAAAGAGAUCGAGAACUUGGUUAAAAAGGCAAAAACAGUUGUUCCGGCAGUAGUAAGACGCAGUGGUAGCGACGCAAGGAUAUCGACGUCAAGCCACAACAGCAAAGAAACUGCUCGUCAAAGGAGCAGCACGGUUACUGGCGGGACGGUAUUGCCACGAAUUCAAAGUCAGCAUAACCGAGUCUCUUCGCGCCAACAACAUCGUAUUAACGUUCAUGAUGCCAACCAAUUAGACGUCAAUGUGCUUGGACAUGGGCCUCUCCAUACUCCAAUGACCGCAACAAAUUCGACUAAUCCUUCUGCGCCACCACCUUACGCAGGUGUUUUUGAGGCUCCCCGGUCCCCUCCAAUCUCUCCACAGCGAAAUGCAGAUACUGCUGGGCAUUAUCGUCGGUCGAGUGGUAAUAGACGCCUUUCUAGCCAGGAACUGCCAGCUACUGCUCUUAACGCAGCUUUGUCAGCGAGUGCUGCCGUACUUACAGCUGGGGGAAAUGAUGGAGUCUCGCAUCAACGAGGUGGAUCAUUUGAUAGGAAUUGGUCGAUUCCAUCGUUCGGAGGAGGGCUCAAGUCAAAUGCUGGGACAAAAGCGCCAGAGAAUGGUCAUAAAUCGAGUAACAGUAUUGGUACUGGAGAUUCAGUUUUAACUGCAGAUAGUGGGUUCUCGGGAUCUCAAACCCAUGCCCCCAAAGUGACAGAACGUAGCUACUUUUCAAGCGGAGAAUCCACCCCCAGAGAACGCAAAGUCUUGCAAAAGAAGAAUGGGGGUAAUCAUGCCAAAAAAGGUAGCUACAUCGAAGAACAAAGGCUGAGAAGUGCUACAGCUCACAGUCGUCAAUCGAGAAUCGGGAGCGCAGGCUCAUCAGUCGAAACAUCGCGAAAACCUUCACCAAUCGUUACGGCGGCCCAAGCUUACCAUGCUCGCGGGAGUAGCAAAGAUAAGAAACGGAUGAGCUCAUUUAGUGGAGCUCCGGAAGGAUUCCCAUACGAUGCUCCAAGGCUUUCACCCUCCCCGUCGAAUAAGAUAAUCAGCCCUCCAAAGAGGAAUGCUGAUGAAUCAACCAUCGGCUUUGCGUUGUCACCCAGCACACCACCCCCUUUACCAAAUUCUCGCUCCUUAUCCGAGCAACUAACCCCUCAAGGUGAAUCUGGUGGUCGUAGUUUCAAUUCGCUGGACGGUUCAACUCCUUCUAUUAGCGCAACAAUAGCCUCAGACCCACUGCGUAUUAUUACACCUGGUACUCCCGAAAAACCACCAAAGGUAUCAUCAUCCGCCGGUCGUCGUAUCCGUGGCGUUUCGUCGGGAACUGCCCUCCGUACAAAGUCAAAAAAGCAUAGUACUAGUGCUUGGGAGAAAGGCCUUCGUGAAGUAACUCCUCGAGAGGCGGCGGAAACGGCUGACUACAGCGGCUGGAUGAAAAAGCGUGGGUCCAGUGGAAUUGGUGUUUGGAAGUCUAGAUUUUUUGUGUUGCAGGGUCGUAGAUUGUCUUAUUUCUAUUCAGAGCGUGACACUAAGGAAAGGGGAUUGAUUGACAUUACAUCCCAUAGAGUACUCCCAGCGACGGAAGACAGACUUGUCUCUUUGCAUGCAUCUUUUGCCGCGGCAACGAGCCCAAGUGCAAGUCCUGCUAUUUCAUCCUCCGGAUCCCCACAAACAUCAACUGCAGAUACUAGUGCACAGAAAUCACCAACCUCGCCACCAUCCUCAAAAGAAAAGGGAAAAGAAGUCGAAAAAGAUAAGGGGUGGUUCACGUUCAAGCUCGUCCCUCCUGCUCCUGGUGCCACCAAAGGCGUUACAUUUACCCCACCAAAGCUUCACUAUUUCGCAACCGACACUCGGGAUGAUGGGAAAAAGUGGAUGGGUGCUAUUAUGAAAGCAACUAUCGAUCGGGACGAAUCAAAACCAGUCAUAUCCAGCUACAAUGCAAAGACUAUAUCGCUUGCAAAGGCUAGAGAGCUAAGAGCCCGCCCUCCAGAUCUGUUGAAGGAAGGCGAAGAGGACCAGGAUUCGUUAUCAGACUUGUUGAGCGCGGGAUUGGCGAUAUCUGGGGUAGAUCUGGGAGUUGCAGAAGGGCAGGAAGCGCAGGAAGCGCAGGAAGCGGAGGAAGCGGAGGAAGCGGAGGAGGCUGAUGUGGAAGACGAGAGGGAUGAAGUGCUAGAAGGAACGGAAUCCGGGCUUGGCAAGGUGGAUAGCAUCAGUAGUUCGGCACCCUCCCAGGAAACAGGUGACCCAACUGAGGGAGAUGUGCAGGGGAAGAACACGUCAAAUCCACCCAAGUCCAAUGGGGUUGCAGCAACGACCGAUCUGAGUAUUGUUGCGUAA